Molecule: messenger RNA, 342 nt
Organism: Symbiodinium necroappetens
Lineage: Eukaryota; Dinophyceae; Suessiales; Symbiodiniaceae
Source: the annotation of a GenBank genome assembly
AUGAUCUGCGAGGCUUCCACGGCGUUCGGCUCCAACCUGUUCACCAUGUGGGUGGUCCUGACCAUCCUCGGCCUCACGUCUUGCUUGGGGAUGUCUGCGGUGGCCUUCAAGUUCCUCUACUGGAACCCAAGCUACGAGAUCUGGCGGUACAAGUGCAACCCAAAGUACCCCAAGCCGGAGCACGUGCGAACAGAGAUCCUCCUGACCAUCAAGUGCAUCUCCCUCUCGACGAUGCUGCCCGCACUGUCGCUGUACUUGGCAGCCCAGGGCAAGAGCCAGGCCUUCUGUGGAUGGGGCGACCGGUCCUUUUUGUGGCACCUCGGCUCGUUCAUUGCCCUCGUC